Phoenix dactylifera (date palm) is the source of this 791-nucleotide messenger RNA. The record is from RefSeq and is a predicted model, not a curated record. NCBI's taxonomy places the organism in Eukaryota, Viridiplantae, Streptophyta, Magnoliopsida, Arecales, Arecaceae.
AUGAUUCGAGACUUCUCCGAGCUUAUUCGACGGUUGAGCUCACGGCAUGGUUUGCAUGCAUGGAGGACUAUUGCUUCCGUCUAUACUACAGAGUCGCAUAUGUUCAUCUGCCAUGGCCUACCGACUUACCUCAUCACUUCCCCAUCAGCCCGGUCGAACUUAAAACAUUGGCUUCGUCCCGAUUGGAGGGUUAGGGCUUUUGGCAUCGCCGCUUCCCCUUUCUUGUCUCCCCUCUCCUCUCCUCCACCUCCGCCCUCUCCUCUCCGGCUCCCCCUUGCCGACCAUUUGUGCCUCCCCGUCGACGGUGACCACGGCUACAUCACGCCCCCCGAUCGGCCGAUCCAACUCUCACCCGGGACGAGAUCAUCACGGCUACAUCACCCCGUCGACGCCCCCCUCCUUCUUGCUCGUCGGCUAGGGUUUUCAGAACCCACAACUGGUUCUUCCCCGAGCGAGGUUAAAGGAAACAACAAGGGGCAAUGCAAAAGCAAAGGGUCAAAGCAUACUGCUGGCUUUCUAUCUGAACGAGUACAAGUUCUUAUUCCGACUCCUUCCCGGUUGACAGAGUUGAAGUCAUUUAUGUCAGUCCAUUGGAAUCAUAUACUGACGACAUUUAUAUAUGUCUCUUGUAUUCUGGAAAGAGAGAUGCUGAAUGAAAAGCUUUCAGCAGAACACUUCCAUUGUUUUGUUUAUGCAUAUGACUGGAUGAGGCUCUAGCUUGUAUUUUUCUUUUAUUAUGAGCCAAUCAAUGUACCAAAUGUACCAGAUUAUUGGAAUGUGACCAGUGACCA